CGCCUCGCCAGGCCUUCCCUUCUUUCUCUUGCCACCAAAGUCUUCCCCGUCACGCCUUAAAAACAAGACUAACAACCAACCCAACUCUGAUGAUCACGCCCCAAACGAGCACUCGCACGGCUGAGGAGUAUACAGGCUGCUGUUUACUCCUUGCGUCAGGACUUGAUCGCCCAUCAAUAUUCUAAAAUCCUUUCACAUCGCAUCGCAUCACAUCACGCCAUACCGUAUCCCGCUGCUCCGUCACUUGCCACAUACAUACACAUCUUUCUCCACUCUGAGGACAACAACAACCCGACAAGCGUUGAAUCUAUCCUUGUACGGAUUCUUUGCGAAUCCUCGGCCAGCUGAGUCGGUCUCGAAAGCAACAGAAUUCUCAUCAGCCUCGAAGCAAUACCUGGGGAGCAACUUCGCUCUCAGCCAACAGCCAGGCGGGCCAACAGACUCAUCGCGCCUAGGCCCGGAAACACCAGAGAACCCUGCGUGGUAAUAAUCGUGCUCGUGAAAAAGUACAAAUGCCAUCACGGGUGUCGCUUCCGACCAAGAAGCCCGUGGUACUUGAAAAACAGAAACCAACGCCGCCUCUUGAUCCGAUGCUUCCUCCGGUUCCAGUUCUCUCCGAUUAUGGAGUCUCUCCAACCAAUGGGUUCCUGCCGGAUGUCUUGCCCCUGUCGAGGCUCCCAGACCCCUACUACAACAAAUGGGAGGCCAUCGCCACCAACCUCCAGGCCUUAAUUCUUAGCAAGCGUCUGAGGGCCGUUGUCGACCGCCUCCCCGUCCUUUCCACUGUUGGCUUGGAACACGAGUCGGAAUGGCGGAGGGCCUACUCGAUUCUGUGCUUCAUGGCACAUGGCUACAUCUGGGGUGGUGACAGCCCCGCGGACCGCCUGCCGGUCCCGCUAGCCGUGCCGCUGCUGCAGAUCGCCGAGCACCUUGAGCUGCCGCCCGUUGCCACCUACGCCGCCGUCUGCCUGUGGAACUUCAAGCCGCUCUUCGUCGACGAGCCCAUCGAUAGCCUAGACAACCUCGCCACGCUCACCACCUUCACUGGCUCCCUGGACGAGUCGUGGUUCUACCUGGUGUCGGUCGCCAUCGAGGCCCGCGGCGCCCCGGCCAUCCCCAUCAUGCUCGAGGCUAUAGCUGCCGCGCGCCGCCGCGAUGUGGGCGCCGUCACCCGCUGCCUGCGCGCCUUUGCUGAGUGCCUUGAUGAAGUUGGGACGCUCUUGGCGCGCAUGCAUGACAGCUGCGACCCCACCAUCUUCUACCAUCGCAUCCGCCCGUUCCUAGCCGGCAGCAAGAAUAUGGCCGACGCCGGCCUGCCCCGCGGCGUCAUCUACGAGGACGGGUCCGGCGCCGAAGAGUACCGCCAGUACAGCGGUGGCAGCAACGCCCAGAGCAGCAUCAUCCAGUUCUUCGACAUCGUCCUGGGCGUCAGCCACCGGCCCACGGGCGACAAGGCGUCGCCGCCGUCGCCGUCGCCCGACGACCCCGCCCAGCAGCCCCGAGGCCGCCAGCCCGCCGCCCCAGCAGCCGCGGCCCGGCAGCACAACUUCAUCCAGGAGAUGCGCCGCUACAUGCCCGGCCCGCACGCGCGCUUCCUGGCCGACGUGGGCGCCGUGGCCAACAUCCGCGAGUUCGUCGAGCUCCGCGCCGCCGCCGGGGACCGCGCCCUGGGCCUCGCCUACGACGCCUGCCUCUCCAUGCUCAGCGCCAUGCGCGACCGCCACAUCGCCAUCGUGACGCGCUACAUCGUCGUGCCCUCGCGCGAGGUCCGCGCCCGCAGCCGCUCCCGCUCCCCCGAGGCCGCCCGCCGCGUCGUCGUCAACCUCGCGACCGCGUCGAGGGCCGCCGCCGGUCCCGCCGCGGCGGCCACGGCGACGACAGGGGCUACGGCGGGGCCCGGCAAGGGUGGUGCCCUCAAGGGCACGGGCGGCACGGCGCUAAUCGCCUUCCUGAAGCAGGCGCGCGACGAGACGGGCGAGCCGGCCGUCGAGCAGUGGACCCGCCGCUUCAUGAAGCGCGCCGCCCGUUCCGACGGGAAGGGUGCGGGCGACUUCUUCCUCGGCAAGCAGGACGACGACUUUUGUGUCGGCGCCGAGACGGAGCAGGUCCAGGUCAAGGGCCUCGCCGGACUUUGGACCAUGGAGGACGAGGUCGGUGGCAUUUGCAACUAUUGAUGCGUUUGUUGGAUUCUCGUUCUGAGGAUACCCGGUGUGUUUUCCCACACGUCCUGGGACAUGGAACCAUGAUCCCGAAUUGGGGCGCUAUGAAUACAAGCUAGAGGCAACCGGAACUUCGAUGAAUAAGAAGAAGGGCUACCAGGUAUCACCUACAAAUCUCUUACACAUAUUCCCCAAGGGGCAAGUACCCAACCAUCUCAUCCCCCUCGGCCAUUGUUAUCCAUCAGACAUGUGCGGGAUUCGCGCUCCCCUCUGCCUCUCGCAUGUAGUAAAGCCCUUUGGUAAUGGAUAAAAAGACUUUGCAAGCUGCGAAUAAAACGGCGAGGGCAAAACCGCACAUACACGUGUUGUAUUUGGGCGAUAGAGUGUAGAGAGGAAGAACAAGAAAACACAAUAGAAAGGCGAGUCGGAUAUGGGUUGAGCAUCUCGGCGGCAGAUGAUCAUGAGGCCCCGUGUUGCGUGUCGGCACAGUCAAGACUCAACUGGACUCGGCGCCGCCACCUAGCUGCCAGUAGGCUUGACCACAUCCCGCGUGGUAAACUCCUGUGUGAAGAUGCGCUGCCACAUUUCCAGCCACUUUUCGUGUUGCGGAGUCGGCAGCUUGCCUGGGUUCUUGAACGAACGCGUCAACAGCUCCCGUAGCCGCGCCCGAAGGGCCUUGAUCGCCAACAUCGUCUUCCAGUCAGGCGCCGUAAAGCGUGCCCGGUUGCCGUCCAUGACGAAGACACCCGAGUACAUCUUUAGGGGACAACAAAUGUUAGUACUGGAGGGUAUAAGCUCAGGGGCGGAGGGAAGCUGGUGCCUUACGUCACAUCGAACGUCGCCGCAGAGAAGCGCGAUAGGGAAAGCCUCAACGGCUGUGGUCUCGUGCGCGUUCAGGAACCUAAAAGUCGACAUAAACCCAAUUUUUAGCAACCAGUUGGCUUUUUUUUCAUUUGUGCUUUAACCCGUUUCCGCUCAGUCGUCAAGUUGACC
Molecule: messenger RNA, 3152 nt
Organism: Gaeumannomyces tritici R3-111a-1
Lineage: Eukaryota; Fungi; Ascomycota; Sordariomycetes; Magnaporthales; Magnaporthaceae
Product: indoleamine 2,3-dioxygenase subfamily
Exons: 1
Coding region: 513-2174 (553 amino acids)
Biological process (GO): 'de novo' NAD+ biosynthetic process from L-tryptophan
Cellular component (GO): cytoplasm
Molecular function (GO): indoleamine 2,3-dioxygenase activity; heme binding; metal ion binding
Source: RefSeq, a predicted model, not a curated record